UCUUCACAAGAAAACCGUGUCUCGUGCAGUUCGUUCGCCGCGUACCGGUUAUCCAAUCGUUGUUUAUUUCUAUUCGAUCGGUGCUAUUCAUUCAUCAUGCGAUUAACGAAUACUCUUCUGCGGCAGCACAUAGGAUUCUUUUUCAAGAAGCACUGGCUGCAGCAGGGCAAACGGGUGCCCAAUAGCACCGGGGCGGAAGAAGAGCUCGCUGCGCGUGGUAUCAGGGUGGUGGACCCAGAGGAGGUGCUAAAGGAACAGCGACCACGCGAACAUUUCCACAUUCCCGGCAUGGUACCGCCACCGGUAGCCUUCGAUGAAACGCAUCCUUUGUGGCAGCAGGAACAAGCGUAUGUGUUCCGUGAUUCGAACGUUUUGCUCGAAGGAGUUCGGCAGGCACAGUGUUUGCUAAACACGGUCGUGUUUGAUGAUCUUCCUCUAAAGAUCGAGGAAAAGCUGGACCAAACAAAGCUUCCUAAUCAGUUGGACCGAUCGAUGCAACAAUCUGUCCUUUCGGCACUGGUUUUCGAUACGGAGCAAGUAAAAACGACCAUCAUUAAGGUACCGGAACGACCUGCUUUCAAGCUACCCCGCGCGUACGGAAUCUCUGAGGGGCGCCGGAACUUACUGAUUUUAUCGAAACUAGUAACUCACUGCGAGCGUUUUGCUGGUCCAUCAGUUAAUGCAAACAGGAAAGUGGUCUAUAACGCUCAAUUUCUUGUACCAAUAACUAAAGACGGCGAAAGAACUUUGCUUAAUUUAAAAGCCGAUUCCAUGAUCAUAUCGAACGCUCCAAUACACCCUCUGGAUACGGCCGUUUAUCGCCCAAUGGACCAGGACCUACCAGCAUUGUUCCCCUUAAAGGAGACCGUAUCAAUUCCACAGCAUAAUAUUUAUGAUUGGAGGAACGAAUAUCCCAUCAACCGUAACUACCCGCUUUCUCAUCCUCAUACCGUUCUGAUUCACUGUUCGUCGGGUGAUGUGAAAAAUGCCACCGAAUUGCCCGUUACGCGCGACCAGAUCGAAGGGCGAACGAUGGUUAAGGCAUUUUCGGUAGCGGCGGCUCGCGCAAGACAGCUGUACGGAGACGAUGUGAAGACGUUGCCCCAGCCCAUCACGGUCCAGGCAGUGCAGACGGACAGUAAAUCGUUCCACUUCAGUGUGUAUCAACUUAAUACGCUGGAUUUAAGCUCAAGCACCGAACGGAACAUGUGGUUCCGUAAAGCACCAUUGGACCUGUACAGCGAGUGUGGAUAUGUGGUUGGUAAACCGACGCUAGAGAACUACAACAAGGAUGUUUUGAGACAUUUUACCGUUUUCUAUUCGAGCUAAGGUAGUAGACGUUAUUGUGCAUAGUUGAAAAUAAAUAAAAGUAAAGUCACUA
This is a messenger RNA of Anopheles coustani, 1381 nucleotides long. It is a transcript of the gene mRpL37, whose product is annotated as large ribosomal subunit protein mL37. NCBI's taxonomy places the organism in Eukaryota, Metazoa, Arthropoda, Insecta, Diptera, Culicidae. Gene Ontology annotation, cellular component: ribosome; mitochondrion. The coding region runs from base 97 to 1329 and encodes 410 amino acids. Gene Ontology annotation, molecular function: structural constituent of ribosome. Gene Ontology annotation, biological process: translation. The transcript has 3 exons. The record is from RefSeq and is a predicted model, not a curated record.